AUAUACAUUUACUAACUCUCUCUCUCUCUCUCUCUCUCUGUAGAUAGAUAGACAGAGCUGUAUGUAUGUAUUCUACCUCAAUCUCUCUAUCCGUUUACACUGUCUUUGAAACGAAAGCAGCAGUUUCAGAAACAGACUUGUACAAAGGAAAGAAAGAACAGAAGAGAAAAGAACGAACGAGAGGGUGAGGGAAUAAGCAAGGAGAGAGAAGGAAGAGAUGAACGAGACUUGCCGUGUGGUAGAAGAACCAACGCACGUCUUCGGAAUACACAGAUCAUGAUACCCGAAUAGGAAGGUGAUUUCUACAUAUCCGGGUGUCUCCUGUUUUUCUCUAUUAUUGACUAUCAGCGGCGCGCUAACCGGCUUCGAACGCACAUCACCAUGACCCACAAUGAAGCGCGUAGCCACUGGUUCAAAGAAGGAGCUAUUGGUUUAGGGGUUGGUGUACUAUAUGGCUUGACCAGCAUUUCAGUGGGGCACCCCAUUGACACAAUCAAAACAAAAAUGCAGGGUCAACAUGGUUUUGAAAAGACCAACAUGUUUCAGACUUUUGUGAAGACUUUUCAAACUCAGGGAAUUCGAGGCUUCUACAGGGGUUGUAUUCCACCAUUAUGGGGCUCAGGAAUAUUUCGCUCUACGCAGUUUGCAGUUUUUGAAGGGGCAUAUACCUUUUUAGACUCACCAUUUGGAAAAUCCACAAUUCCAUUAUCAGGAGGAAUUCAAAUCCGAGUGUUACUGGCCGGUGCUUGUGCCGCUACUGCUCGUGCAGUCAUUGAAACACCGUUAGAAUAUGCCAAGGUACGUGGUCAAGUAAACAGGUCUUGGAAACUAAGGCACAUUUACACAGGUUUUGGUGUGACGUGUUGUCGAACCCAGGGCUUGCUCUGUACAUAUUUUAUGCUUGUUGAUUCCGGCCGAAGACAUUUCCCAGAACAGUUCAAACGUCCCAUUCUUGGACCAUUUCUCACAUCUGGUAUAGCAGCUACUCUAGCCUGGUGGAUAGUUUGGCCCUUGGAGUACAUGAAAUGCCAAGUACAGUCUGGUUACGGCAGUCAGCAAAUCUCUGUGAUUAACCGAAUGAGGAAUAUCAUAAGAGAUAAAGGUGGGUUUUUUGCCCUCUAUCGUGGAAUAUGGCCCGGAACCAUCCGCAGUUUCCUGGCCAAUGGUAUCAGUAUGAUUGUGAUGGCUAAUGCUCAGAAGAAAGUCUCAGAGUGGGGCCUGCGCAAUUAGUGUGACAACUUUCAUGAAACUGAGGACAAUAGAGGUGUAACCAAAGAAAUAGCAGGCGGAAUUAGGAGGCAAUACCAGUGAAGCCAGAGACAAAGAAGGCAUAACAGGGAAAAACACCAGUGAAGCUAGGGGCAGUGUAGGUAUCAUUAGAGGUAACACCUGUGAAACCAGGAGCAAUUCUAGAGAGAACCAGAACUAAAGGCAAUGCCAGUGAAGUCAGGGGAAGUUUAGGGAGAACUACAGGUAACACCUGUGAUGCUAGAAGCAGUGUAAGCAUAAUAAGAAGCAACUCUUGUGAUCCUAAAGGCAGUGUAGGUAUAAUUAGAGCAAACCCUGUGAAGCUAGAGGCAGCACCAGUUGAACCAGAAGCAGUGUAAUCAUAACUGGAGCCAGUAAUUGACUGACCUUCGUUUCUAACAAUAACAGUUGUUAAUAUCCCAUUACAGUUCUGCUGAGGUUGACUUUGCUUUUCAUCCUUUCAAAGUCGAUAAAAUAAGAACAAUUGAGCAUUGGGGUCCCAAACUUGCCGGCCUUGUGCCAAAACCUGAAAUCAAUACCUUACAAUAGUACAGUGACAAGCUGGCAGAAUCAUCCAUUCAUCCAUCUUUAUGGUCUGAGUUCAAAUUUCACCAAGGUCAACUUUACCUUUUAUCCUUUCAGUGUUGAUGAAAUAAGUACCAGUUAAGCCCUGGGGGGGUGAUGUAUUCAACUUACCCCCUAUCCAGAACUUGCUGGCCUUGUGCCAAAAUUUGAAACCAAAUCCCACAAUAGUCUUCCAAUAUAUCAACAAAACAAUAGCAAGAAUUUAUAUAAAACUCUGUAGGUGUGUACCUGUAAAUGUGUAUAUGAAAAUGUCACUUCAUCGGUUACAAAGAUGAGGGUUCCAUUUGAUCUGAUAUGAAUGGAACAGCCUGCUUGUGAUAUUAAGAUUUAAGUGGCUGAGUACUCCACAAACAUGCAUAUCCUUAACAUAGUUCUCAGGUAGAUUCAGUGUGACACAAAAUGUGACAUGGCUAGCCCUUUUGAAAAACGGGUACAACUCGUUUUUACCAGCUGAAUGUACUGAAGCAAUGUGAAAUAAAGUGUCUUGCUCAAGGAUACAAUGUGCCACCAGGGAAUCAAACUCACAACUUUACAAUUGUGAGCUGAAUACCCUAACCACUAAGCCAUGCACCUUCGCAGAUGUAUACAUUUGGUAAAUGUAGUGUAUAUAGUAAAGCUACUGACAAAUCAAGCGAACAGCUACAACCCAGGUUCAAUUUCAACCUCUAGAUAAUUUAUUUUCUUUGGAAAAGACAUGCAUGCCACACUUUUCUGGCCUCUCCGACCAACUGAAGUGAGCUUUAUUUAACACACUGUCAUUUCACAUGCAUAUCAUCAUAUAUAUAUAUAUAUAUAUAUAUAAAAUGUAUGUGCGUAUCUGUGUGUGUGUGCCUUUGUGAAUUGGUUUGUCCCCCACCACUGCUUGACAACUGGUGUUGGUGUGUUUGUGUCCCUGUAACUUGGCGGUUUGGCAAAAGAGACCGAUAGUAUAAGUACUGGGGUCUAUUCAUUCAACUAAAAGUUCAAGGUGCUGCCCCAGCAUGGCCACAGUCUAAUGACAUAAACAAAUAAAAGAUAUCAAAACAGGAGGUUUUAAAAAUUUUUUGGUAUUAUUUAUUCACCAUUACAAGGUGAUGAGCUGGCAGAAUCAUUAGCAUGUCGUGCAGAACGCUUAACGGUAUUUCAUUCAUCUUUAUGUUCUCAUUUCAAAUUCUGCCGAGGUCGACUUUGCCUUUCAUCCUUUCAGGAUCGAUGAAAUAAGAUCCAGUUGAGCACAGAGGUUGAUGUAAUCGACUUAACACCUCCCCUGAACUUGCUGGCCUUUUGCCAAAAUUUGAAACUAUUAUUUAUUCACCUUUACACAUGUUUCAUUUGCUAAUAGGAAUUACAAAAUUGUUCAUGUUAGAUAAACUUGUACGAAAUUUCGUAUUAGAAAUUCUUCAAACAGAAUCAAAUAAUACAAAAUUUAUCUUUGGAUAAAGUAUUUAUAUGUAAUUAGAAAUCAGAAGUCAUAUUGAUAAUUAGAAGAGAAUAAUGAGCAAAUCUAGUAGCACAGAAAGGGGAGAGAGAGAGAGAGUUAAGGAUUGGAAUAAGUGUAUAUACAUAUACACACAUCAAUAUAUAUAUAUAUAUACAUACACACAUACUUAGAUUUUAUAUACAUGUAUAUAUAAAUACAUAUACAAAUACAUACGUAUAAAUAUAUAUAUAUACACAGACAUACACACAUGGAGAUUGCCAUGUCAAAAUGGUAUUAGAGACUUUGUUUCAACCAGCAUUAACAGGUUUAGGGUUGCAAGGCAAGGGAGAAAAGCAGCUGCACAUAUACUGUCUGCACUGACCAAUAAUCGUCAUACUUGCAACAUCUUUGCAAAUCGUUGGCAGGACUCAUCAGAGGGGAGCAACCUUAACACUUGUGCUGUGGAUGACAGGUCUUCUUGAGUGCAGCAAGGUACCAGAUAUCUCGGUCUCUUGUCAUCUCCUCUAUAAGGUUCAAUGUCCAGAGAUCGUCCUUCACUACUUCGUCCCAUGUCUGGGUCUCCCUCUUGUAUGAGUUCUGUCCACUUUCAGUGAUCGACACUUAUUUAUGGAACUGUUGACAUCCAUCCACAUCACAUAACCAAACCGACACUGUGUUUUUGUUUUUGUGUCUGUGUUUGCCAUACACACACCCUGCCACUGCUUGAUGACCAAUGUUGGUUUGUUUACACACCUAUGACUUAGUAAUUUGGCAAAAGAGACCAAUAGAAUAAGCACCAGACUAAAAAAACAAAAAUACUGGAGUUGAUUUGUUUGAAAAAAUGCCCCAGUAUGGCCACAGUCAAAUGACUGAAACAAAAGAUAAAACACAGAAGAUUCUACAUACCACAAAUAUUUUUAUUGACAUAUUAUUGGCAACAUACACUCUUACCAGUUCCCUCUGAUUUCAGAUUUUAUUCUAAGUACAUCUAGGAGUAUUUAUGUUAAUUUCCCAGCUAGACUUGCUCAAAUCUUACCAAUUUGAUUUUCACAAAUUCAAUGAAAUGUGAACUGACUCGACUCACAGUAGUUUCAUUGAGUAUCCUACCCAGAUUGCUCAUUUAGAUAUUAACCUUGUUGCCUGCCUGGACUUGUUAAUGCUAAACCCAUCAAUACUGUUUAUUGUGUAAUCCCAUCAAUACAAUGUUAACCAAACAAAUGUAGCCAGAACCUAUAAGACUCAGAGUUCAGCCCAGAGAGUCAAGGAGGGGCCAGUGACUUUUGUGAUCCUCUAGCAUUCAGAUUAUCUCAUAGCUUUGAGAUUUCAAUGAUGUUAUUCUUUUACUUGUCUCAGUCACUUGACUGCAGUCAUGCUGGAGCACCACUUUGAAGGGCUUUUUAGUCAAACAAAUCAGUCUUAGGACAUAUUUUUUAAAACCUGGUACUUAUUUUAUCAGUCUCUUUUGCCAAACUGAUAAGUUAUGGGGAUGUAACGCACCAGUUGUCAAGCUGGUGUGGGAACAAAGAUACACACACACACACACACACACACACACAUAUAUGACAGGUUCUUUGUUUCCAUCAAACAAAUCCACUCACAAGGCUCGAGGCUACAAUAGAAGACACUUGCCAAAGGUGCCACACAGUUUGACUGAACCUAAAACCCUGUGGUUGAGAAGCAAGCUUCUUACCACACAGCCACAGCUGUCCCUACAUUUAUUUUUAGAAUGACAUUGUAAGGCAGGUGCGAGAGGCUAGAUCUAGCCAGUUAGAACAUAAGACAGGAAAAAUCCUUGAGCAAGGACAUGGCCAGUUUAUAGGCUAAAGGGUUUUUAAAAAUAACCCACAUCACAACCCCACUUCAAUUUUGAGGGGUUCUUCCCCCAUAGGACCGAAAAUGUAACCUGUUACUACCCCAUACCCAUCAGUGACUCACGUGAUCAAACCCCUCCCAUCAGUAUGACACCUAACCUUACCUACCUAAUCACUAGUCAAAUGCUAUUUUAACUCCUAUACCCAAUGACAUAUCAAUAUUUCAUCCUAUUUAUUCAACAUAAUAGCAUAAGGGGUCUUGGGUAACUUGCUUCAGGCUGAAGCAAAUUUGUUUUCAAUCUUCAAACCCUGCUCUGCUUUUCAAGGUACUGCUUCCACCCCUAAAAGAAUCUAGAGGUUGGGUAGGUUGUAAGAUGUCUGUCACCACACACAUACAGAAUUUACUGCUCAUACAGAUACACUGGUGCAUGCUUAAACACCCUACGUCCCCAUAACUUAGCAGUUCAGCAAAAGAAACCUAUAGAUUAUGUACUAAGCUUUAAAUAAAUAAAUAAGUCUGGGGUUGUUUCAUUCAACUAAAAACUUAUGGUGGUGCCCCAGCAUGGCUGCAGUCUAGUGACUGAAACAAGGAAAAGAGAUUAAAAAAUCAUAUAUACACAUAUACACACUCAUGCACGUAGAAAGUUGGGGUAGGUGAGGUGUUGCUACUGUGUAAUAAUAAUACUCAUUCUCAAACAUAUUUAUACUCAGCUUCAAUCCACACAUACUCAGCUCCUCAUUCUCUGUGUUUGUCUUCUGUUACAAUUACAUUCACAUCUAGAAUCUGGAAUAUUAAAUCAGCCUCAGUAUUUAACUGAUGCUCCAUUUUAUCAAUCCUCAGAGAGAUGAUGAAAAGUAAGAAAUCUAGCUUUGCAGGAUUUGAACUUCAAAUGUAAAGGGCUGUAACAAAAUAACUAAAAGAUGCAAACAUUUUGUCCUGUGCCCUAACAAUUCUGCCAAACUCUUUAUGAGGGGAUACUGAAAGGUUCCUGGAUUUGGGUAAAAAAAAAAAAUACAGGAGGAUCAGUUAAUUAUGAUUUUAUUCAAUAUACCCACCCACCCCUACCUCCGAUUCAAGCAUUUAUUGCAGCAGUCCUUCAAUUUUUCUAAGCCCUGUAAUAGAACUUAGAAGUUGGGCCUCCAACCAGGCCUUUCAUGAUAACCUUGAAGCCAGGAACUUUUCAGUGUCCCCUCGGAAAUGUUGUCAGGUGAUGGUAAGCUUCUGGUGAACCAAGUCUGUGACUUGGUAUUCAGUUAACUCAUUCCACUUUGCUUUUACUUUGUACCUAAAAUUUCUGGCUGUUAUCAAUAGCCUGAACAGAGAUGGAUUCCAUCAGGCUGUUGACAUAUCCUUCAUACACUACAUGUAGACAAGUUUUUGUUGGUGACCCAGUACCCAAUAUGCUUAUAUCCAUCCAUCCAUCCACAUGUAGUAGGUGUGUAUACAUCUCUCCAUCCCACAUUCAGUAGAACUGUACAAAUCUCUAAUUAAAUCUUAUUCUAAAUU
Molecule: messenger RNA, 6550 nt
Organism: Octopus bimaculoides (California two-spot octopus)
Lineage: Eukaryota; Metazoa; Mollusca; Cephalopoda; Octopoda; Octopodidae
Product: mitochondrial substrate carrier family protein S
Biological process (GO): mitochondrial L-ornithine transmembrane transport
Cellular component (GO): mitochondrion
Molecular function (GO): L-ornithine transmembrane transporter activity
Source: RefSeq, a predicted model, not a curated record